AUGGAAAGAAUUAAGAUCACACAACAAUAUACUGAAUUCGGGAUAGGAUCUAUUUCUCAGAGAAGAUUUGAAUCCAAUGAAGAAGAAGAUCAGCUGGUUUUGUGUCCUGGUGUUAGACUAAAUGUAAUGGGUGAUACGUUGGGCCAGCAUUAUAAUCCUCAUCAUCAAGUUGUUUUGGAAUGUGGUUCAGAUAUGAUUAUUAUGGGUUGUGGGAUGUAUAUAAAUGUUGUUGAAUAUAACAAGGUUCUUAAACAGACAUCAAGGUAA
Melampsora larici-populina 98AG31 is the source of this 267-nucleotide messenger RNA. RefSeq lists its product as uncharacterized. The record is from RefSeq and is a predicted model, not a curated record. Bases 1 to 267 code for a protein of 88 amino acids. Gene Ontology annotation, molecular function: orotidine-5'-phosphate decarboxylase activity. Gene Ontology annotation, biological process: 'de novo' UMP biosynthetic process; 'de novo' pyrimidine nucleobase biosynthetic process. NCBI's taxonomy places the organism in Eukaryota, Fungi, Basidiomycota, Pucciniomycetes, Pucciniales, Melampsoraceae. Gene Ontology annotation, cellular component: cytosol. The transcript has a single exon.